This is a messenger RNA of Colossoma macropomum (tambaqui), 2848 nucleotides long. It is a transcript of the gene tor2a, whose product is annotated as torsin family 2, member A. NCBI's taxonomy places the organism in Eukaryota, Metazoa, Chordata, Actinopteri, Characiformes, Serrasalmidae. Bases 169 to 1185 code for a protein of 338 amino acids. Gene Ontology annotation, cellular component: endoplasmic reticulum; nuclear envelope; endoplasmic reticulum lumen. The record is from RefSeq and is a predicted model, not a curated record. Gene Ontology annotation, molecular function: ATP binding; ATP hydrolysis activity. The transcript has 5 exons.
GCCAACGUGUAACCUUAUAUACGACUGAAGUGAAACGGAGCUAGUUACGGCAGAAAUAGUAAAUGCUACAUUUAUAGUGGCUCUGUUGGGGCUUUUCCUUGCUCAGCUCUACUUAAAAUAUGAACACUGAGCAAAACAUUUAUUUUUUCACCUGGAGAAACUCAGCGGAUGCCUCUAGUGGAUGAAUCAAGCAGCCGCUGGAUCUGUUUCACCCUCCAACUCACCAUGGAGCUGUGGUCUCAGGGAGCAGCUGUGAUCUGGACACUGUUCUUGUUUUACUGUAUAUCCACAGUUAGGGGUUUUCAGAUGAAAAUGAUAUAUUGCACGAUUUCUGACAGCUGUGACUGCGACUUCAAGCCAAACAUAAAGGGACUGGAGUGGGACCUUUAUAAAAAUUUAUAUGGGCAGCAUCUGGCGCAGGAUAUUGUGUCAGAGUCGGUGGCCAGUUUCCUGCAGAAGGAAAGUCCAGAUAGACCACUGGUGCUAUCCUUCCACGGAGCCUCAGGGACUGGUAAGAGUAUGGUCAGCACUAUGCUGGGACGCCACCUGUAUGGAACAGCUAUGGGAAGCCCUUACAUCCAUCAGUAUGUGCCCACACUGCACUUUCCCUUAGCUGACCGGGUGAAGCAAUACAAGUCAGAUCUGAAGCGCUGGGUGCAGGGUAACCUCACAGCCUGUGCUCGCUCUAUCUUUAUAUUUGAUGAGAUGGAGAAGAUGCCCCCUGGCGUGAUUGAUGUAUUAGAACCGUUCCUUGGGCCUUCACAUGUUGUUUUCCAGACUAACUACCGCAAGGCCAUCUAUGUUUUUAUCAGCACUGCAGGUCAAGAGGUCAUUAACAGAGUAGCUCUAGAGAGCCGACAGGCAGGACGAGACAGAGAGGAGAUCCAGCCAGAGGAGCUUAAGGAGGCCAUUGCAGAGGCUGUGUACAACAAUAAGAAUAGUGGAUUCUACCAUUCCAAAAUAAUCUCUGAAAAGCGAAUAGCUCAUUUUGUGCCCUUCCUGCCCUUGUGUCGGCGCCACGUGGAACGCUGUGCCCAGCGGGAACUGUGCCAACGCGGUGAGUGCCAGCGCAGAGACGUGGCAGUGGCAGUAGGGGGCGCCGUGACCUACACACCACAGGAUGGACAACACUUCUCAAGUACUGGGUGCAAACUAGUGCCUGCUAAAGUCAACCUUUUCCUCUGAGGAUUGAGAUUUAAUGUCUGUGGUCACACAUGAACAGCAGGCCAGGUGGAGUUCAUCCAUGCCAGUCUGCAGGGGCAGUGAACAAGUUUCUGUAGAAGAACUGGUGAGAAGUGGCCUGAAAAUCAGAAAUGCAGCUUGGGACGCUGCCUUUUUUUAAGAAAAAAAACUGAGUUUACAGUUGGGAUCAUGGUAUCUUCAUGUAGAUACUCAUAAAUACCUUGCUGGCAAGGUUUGUCUCUAAGAAGCCUCUGUAUGUGCCAAAUCUCUGUGCAAAGAGGUUCUGCUGUUGAUCAUUUUAUUAGGCAGGUGCACAGAGUUGCCAUCAGCUGAUUUGCCAGUUUAAAAUCAAAAGGGAAUGGCUUUUUCCAGCUGCAACAAUUUUACCUGACUGAAGAGGAUUUUUAAUUGUAUUUAAAAUAAUUUGCUGGUUUAAAAUCAGGAAUUUAAAAGAUUUUCAUUAUUUAUGAGAGUCUGGGGAAUGAAGUGCUGUAUUCUCUGUCUUUACCAAUAGGUGACAGUAUUGUCACAUUUGGUCUGAUAAGUCGUCUUGCUUCUCAUUUUUAAUUAGACUUCUGAUUGUAAACAGAGAUGGAAUGUCAAUUCCUUAAAAUGGUAUACAUAUAUAUUGUUAGCAGUAAACAGCGAACAGUUUGUGUUCUUGUAUCCCCCCACAACUAAAUAUGGAUAGUGCCAUAGUUGCUGCCAAAUGAGUCCAUGUUUCAUAGUGCAAGUUGCACUUCAAAAUGGAUGAGUGUAUUAUUUACAGUACUGAUGUAGUGAUGAACUCACACACUGUACUAUGGAUGGGUACAGUGUUGGGUUGCAACUGCAAGAGCAGAUUUGAAAGUUCAAACUGAAGGUUCUAAUCCAGCUAUAUGGUACAUCCUGAAAUGUUUUGAAAAUUCUGCUUGCCUUUGCCUAAACUAAAACACACAUUCUUUCAGUAUUAAACUGAAAAUCUUUUCAAAUUACUUGAAUUUUUCUAUGCACUCUAUUUGAAAAUUAAACUUUAUAGACUUAGCAAUGCUUAUUUUCUUGUACUUGGUCCUUGUAUCUGAUAUCCAUACUUUCAUCUGACCAAGGAGUAUCAUGUUAUUUAUAAGUUAUAGCUGUCAGAUGAUUUAUUCAUGCCCAAUCCCAAGCACUCAGCUGACACACAGUAUGUUCUGCUGUUUGCAGACAUGCCCUGUAAUUACUGAAUUCAGUUACUUUAAGGUGAAUGCAUUGCUGCAGGGGUAUGAAGCCCCCAGGAUUGGGCUUCAGUGGAACUGCGUUCAUUGAAGUGAUGGAGCACCAUCCAGUUUUGGGAUGAGUUGGAGUGGUGUUUGUGAUCCAGAACUAAUCAUCCAACAUCAGUACCUGACCUCACUAGUGCUCUAUUGGCUGAUGCUACACCCUUGAUUUCAGAAGAAAUAUUUAAUACAUAUUGACAUAUAGGGCCAGUUUUCCAGACUCAUAUUAAGUUUAGGUCUAGACCAAAAAUUAUUUCCAAUGGAUGUUUCACCAUUGAUGCUUCAAUUUAGUCCAGUGCUAGGCUUAAUCUGUGUGUGGGAAACAGGCCCAUAACGAAUAAUAUCAUCGCUAACCAUGAAGAGGAGAAAAAUACUGUGCUUCAUAGUGCCUCAGAUUAUUAAAUUAAAAGCCCAUUUGUUUUCUCUGUUCA